AUGUCCUCCUCCACCCACUUCGCAGACCCCUCAAGCUUCCAACAACAGUCUAAUGACUUUGUGAGAUGGCUUGAAACAUGCCCGGGCGUCAAAAUCAACCCAAAUAUCUAUCUGGCAGAUCUCAGGUCUACAGGUUCCGGCCGUGGAGUUGUGGCUCGCUCCAAUAUUCCCGAGGGCAAGGAACUUUUCUCAAUCCCACGAAAUCUCAUUCUCGCGGUGCAAAACUCGGAGUUGAAGAACUUGCUCGGACAGGAACUUGAAGCGCUCGGGCCAUGGCUGUCACUGAUGUUGGUCAUGCUUCAUGAAUAUUCAAAGGGUGCCAAUUCCACAUGGGCGGCCUAUUUCCGAGUUUUGCCCACGCGGUUCGACACGUUGAUGUUCUGGUCGCCGGAAGAACUGCGAGAGUUGCAAGCGAGCGCCAUUGUGGACAAGAUUGGGAAGCAAGGUGCGGAUGAGUCAAUUUUGGAAUCAAUUGUCCCAAUUGUUCGAGCCAACUGCACUCUGUUCCCUCCUAUUCAUGGCGUUUCUUCCUACGAGAGUGACGAGGGUGCUGCGGCUCUUCUUGAACUGGCCCACGUCAUGGGCUCGCUGAUUAUGGCGUACGCUUUUGACAUCGAGAAAGCUGAGACCGAGGAUGACGACGCCGAAGACAACGAUGAGAGCUACAUGACUGAUGAUGAGGAUGAGCAAUUACCCAAGGGUAUGGUUCCGUUAGCUGACAUGCUGAACGCCGACGCAGACCGAAACAAUGCUCGUCUUUUCCAAGAAGAAGAGUUCCUUGUUAUGAAAGCAAUCAAGCCAAUUCAGGAGGGUCAAGAAAUCUUUAAUGACUAUGGAGAGAUCCCUCGCGCGGAUUUGCUUCGUCGGUACGGUUACGUGACCGAGAACUAUUCGCAGUAUGACGUUAUCGAGCUGCCUCUCAGCGAUAUCUGUCAAGUGGCUGGUCUGUCUGAUAGUGAUGUGGAAUCUCAGCCAAGGCUCGAGCUUCUUGAUGCCAACGACGUGCUCGAUGAUGGCUAUGUGAUUCCUAGGCCCGCGCCAAAUGCUUCUCUUGAGGACAUUCUCCCCGCCGAGCUUGUCAUACUUCUCAGCACACUGUGCCUGACGCCUGAGGACUUUGAACAGCGCCGUUCAAAGAACAAGCCUCCCAAGCCAGUCAUGGAAAGCAGCCAGGCCAGCCUUCUCUACAAGAUCUUACAAGCCAAGCAAUCUCAGUACGGCAGCUCUCUGUCAGAUGACUCGCAGCUCCUGGGCAAUCUUCAACAGUCAAACGUCGCCCUGGAAGGAUCUGACCGCCGCAAGAUGAUGGCCUUGCAGGUACGCAUCGGCGAGAAGGAGGUUCUCCAAGCUGUCCUCGCCAUGCUUGAGCCCCUCCUCUCCAACGGAUCCCUCAAACGCGGCGCCAAUGCCGAUGCCGAUGUCAGACAAUUCAAAUCUGCGCGAGUCUGA
This is a messenger RNA of Penicillium diatomitis, 1449 nucleotides long. Its product is annotated as ribosomal lysine N-methyltransferase. The coding region runs from base 1 to 1449 and encodes 482 amino acids. The transcript is spliced from 4 exons. NCBI's taxonomy places the organism in Eukaryota, Fungi, Ascomycota, Eurotiomycetes, Eurotiales, Aspergillaceae. The record is from RefSeq and is a predicted model, not a curated record. Gene Ontology annotation, molecular function: protein-lysine N-methyltransferase activity; protein binding. Gene Ontology annotation, cellular component: nucleus. Gene Ontology annotation, biological process: peptidyl-lysine monomethylation.